Messenger RNA from Tetrahymena thermophila SB210, 6168 nucleotides. RefSeq names its product UvrD/REP family helicase. The record is from RefSeq and is a predicted model, not a curated record. NCBI's taxonomy places the organism in Eukaryota, Ciliophora, Oligohymenophorea, Hymenostomatida, Tetrahymenidae. Gene Ontology annotation, biological process: recombinational repair. Gene Ontology annotation, molecular function: ATP binding; DNA binding; hydrolase activity. Gene Ontology annotation, cellular component: nucleus. The transcript is spliced from 5 exons.
AUCUAAGUUAGUGAAGAAUCUUGCAAAGCAAAAUAAAAGCAAUUUUUGAUAUCUUAACUUUAAUUAUUUUUAGAAUAUUUUUAAAGGUGCUUAAAUAUAUUUGGAGCAAAUUUUUUAUAUAAAAUAUUAAAGUACACUAAAAUGAAAUAAACUAAAAUAAAAUAAGUUUAAGGUUAGGCUUCAUUAAAAAGUUUUUUUAAACCUAAAAACGCAGAUGUUUAGGAUGAUAUUUAGACUGAAAAUAAAGAAAAUACAAUCUAUUAAUAGAAUUUAAAAAUAGAUAUCAAAGUGGAAGAUGAUGGAUUCUAUCAGCAAUAAAUUGAUAACAAUUUAAAUUCUGUAUAAAAUCCUAGUUUUGAAUAAAAUGAUGCUUAGGAAUACGAAAAUAGUUAUGAUAUUUUACAAAAAAGGGAGGAAUACAUCAAAAAAAAAUUAAGUCCUUUCAAAUACAGUAAAAAAAAAUCAUUCAAAUCAAAAGUUAAAGCUAAAAUAGGGUAAGAUGAUAGUUGUUCAUCUCCUCUCAAUAAAAAAAGAAUGAAAUAAUCAUCAAAAUGGAUUAGAAUGACACCAUCUUCUAAAAAAAAGAUCAAAGUUGAAGAAGAUGAUACGAUUGAAUAAGAACAAAAAUUAGCUUCUAUUUAUAAAUAAGAAAGACUUUCUUCAAUACAGUUUAGUCCUAAAGAAGAUUAAUCCAAGUAGAAUUAAAUGGAAGUGCAAGAUGAUGAAUAAGUAGCUAUGGUUUCUUAAUUUGAUAGCCGUUAAGAUGCUUUUUCAAAUAACAGUAAAAAAAGUGAAUGUAGUAAGGGAUCAAAAUCAGAGGGGAAGGCUAACAGAUAACUUUAAAUUAAUGAUUUUAGGUAGUUUAAUUCUACUUUAAAAAAUAAUUAAAGUAAAUUAUGCUAAAAAAAUUUAAGCGAAGCUGAUAUUUAAAAUAACAAUAAAAUGAUUGUUGAAUAUGAAGAAUGCAAUAGAACAAUGGAAUGUGAAACUAAUAUAAAUUAGAUUAUAAUUCAUAAUUAAAUUGAAGAAAAUAAUGAAAAAGGCUUUUAAAAAAAUAAUAAUUAGAUUGAAUAAAGUAAAUAAAACAGCAUAAAUAAAGAUAAUUAGAUUUUAACUAAUAAUUCAACUCAAUAAAGCAAGGAAAGUAAACUAAACCAUAAUAUUUAGAUUUUAAUAAAUAAUUCAAUAGAAGAUAACAAAUAAAUAAGUGCUUAAAAUGAAAAUAAAAAUUGCUAAAUUUAAGAAGAAUAGCAACCUAAAAUAAAUUAAAAGAAAAAAAUGAAGAAUUUAUUAUCUUUUUGUGUUCCUACUCAAGGUAAAAAUAGUGAUAAGGCAAAGUAAAAAGAAAAUAUUAUAAAUGGUGAUUAAGAAAAAGAUUAAUUUAAGGAAAGUAGACUCAUCUAAAAAAAUAAAGAUGAUCAACCAUAAGACAAAUAGGUUUAGUUAAAAAAUGUGCUACAAAAAUAGUCAGAAAAUAAAAUAAAAUCCCAGAAAGAAAGCACAAACUCAAAAUUAGUAUUUGGUAAACAAAAUAUAAAUAAAGAAGCUUAAAAAUAAGAUGAUAUACCUUAAGAAAGUGAUCAAUAAUUAUUAGAAGAAGAUAUUUAAAAUCUAAAUUAAUAACAAUAAGAAAAUGAAAAUGAAUUAAAAGAGUUAGAAGAAAAUAAAAAAAAUAUUGAUGCCUAAACAAAAGCAAACGAAAAAAAUGCAUAAAAUUUAUUUAAGAUAUUUAUUUCACAUAUGGAGUAAAAUGUCAAAGAUUUAAGUGAUAUUUAACAGAAGAACUUGAAUAAAAUAAAAAAAUUAAAGCCUGUAACUAAAAAUUGUUAUGAAAAUCAAAUUAAGCAAUAUUAACUAUCUGAAUAAUAUGAUAAUUUUAUUGUUUAAUAUGAAAAAAUCCAAGAAUUAAAAAACUAAUUUAGUGAUUACAUUGAAUUUAUGAAGAUUCCUAAAAAGAAAAAAAAUGAAAUUAAUAAGUAGAUCAAUUAGGUUUACAAAUAAUUUCCUACUAAUAGAGAGGAAUUCGAGAAAACUAUGAAAUAAAAUUUAGAUAUGUACUAUUCAAGAUUUUUAAAAUUUACAUCGUUUCCUGAGAAUGAACAAAACAAUAAAUAAAAAAGAGAAGAAAAAUAAGAAGUUUAAAAAAUGGAAAUGAAAGGAAAGGAUAAUUAUAGGGUGAUAAGUUAUAAAACAUAGUGGGAUUAAUAAAUAGAAAUUCGUCCUACAGAAGAAUAAUUAGAUGUUAUUGUUAGUGAUAUUAAGAAAGAUACAAAAAUUAUUGCGUGUGCCGGUAGUGGCAAGACAACAACUUUAGUUAUAAGACUGAAAUACUUAUUAGAUCAUGGGGUCAAACCAAAUUAAAUUAUUAUCAGUACUUUUAAUAUAGAAGCUGGUAAACAUAUAAGUUAGAAAGUGUAUGAAAUGAUUGGAAAGGAAGUUUAGCAAUCGAUCCUAAUUGGAAAUAUUGAUAAAAUAGCAUAUAAAUUUAUCAGAAGCGAGCUAGAAGCUAAGUAAAAGAAUUCUCAAUCAGUUUUAUUAUUUAGUUAAAGAGAAUAUUGUGAUAUUUGGUUAGCACAUAUCAAGAAAUAUAAGUUUUAAUACCUUUAAUACAAAUAUUUUUUCUUUGACGAAUUUUAAGACGUAUCUGAACUACAAUAUGAAAUACUCAUGGAAUUCAAAAAACUUAAUUGCAUUUUAACUGUCAUAGGUGAUGAUGCUUAAAAUAUUUACGGUUUCAGAGAUACAAAAAUUGAUAUUAUUUAAAAUAGAAUUAAUGAUGAUUUGAAGAAGAAAAAAAAGGACUUACUAGAGUUUAGAUUAACUGCAAAUUAUAGAAGUACACAUCUAAUAACAAAAUUUGCUAACAAAAUUAUAGAAAAAAAUGAAAAUUUGAUUAAAAAAACUAUGUAGAGUGCUUAGGAGAUACACGGAGAAACAGAAGAAGAAAAAAUGAAGAGUAAGUAUGAUAAAGAAGGAGACUAUCCUUACUUACAUAUUUUUGAUUCUGAGAAAUAAUAAAAUGAAUCUAUUAUCAAAAGAAUACUUUCGUUAGUUAAAAAUAAAGGAUUUCAAUUUAAAGAUAUUGCAAUUAUAGGUCCAAUGAAUGACUAGCUGAAAAAGUUUGAAGAAGUUGUUGAAAAGCACAAUUAAAAGAGUAUUUAGAGUGACCAAAUACCUUAUUAAGCUUUUAUCACUUUAAAAUUUGAAGAUUUUAAGUUAAUAGAGUUUAAUGCUGCUCCAUAAAAGUAAAACAAACUCACUAUUUCAACAAUUCAUAGGAGCAAGGGACUCGAGUGGGACAUAGUUUACUUUUUGGGUUGUAAUGAUGAUUAAUUUCCUAUGGCUUUCGUUUAAAAAAAUAAAAAUUAGGCUUGUACCAUUUUAGAAGAGUAAAGAAGAUUAUUUUAUGUUGGUGCUACAAGGGCAAUAAAGGAGCUAAACUUUUGUUGCAUUGUUAAAGAACCUGAAAAAAUGAAGGAAAAAGAUAAAAUGUAAGGAAAAUUUAAGGUUACCAGGUUUUUUGCAGAUAUUCCAAGAGAAUACUAUAGAGCAGAUAUCAUUUUAGACUUUUAAGACCACAUAAUAAAAGAUUAUAAAUGGAUAGAAUUUGAUGAAUCAUAAAAUGGGGAAGAGGAAUAAAAUUGUAUUAAGAUCAGAGAAGUUAUAUCUAAAAUGAAUAGCAAGCAACUUGAAGAUAUAAAUACUUUCACUUAAAAUAUAGUACAAGAAAAGGUAGUUAAAAGCCUUUAUAUGGAAAAGCAUGAAAUUUCUCAAUAAGUUAAAGACAAUUAAUUAUUUUCAGAAAUGGGUAUGUUUUUUGAUAGAUGUAUAGUAAGAAUGAUUGGAGAAAAGUACAAAGCUAAAAAUUCAUUCUAUAAUUAAGUUGCUGCUUAGGUCAUAUUACCUUAAAUAUAUGAAUUGCAUUUACCAGAGAAUUUGUUUAGACUUUUCUUGAGGUACAGCAAGUUUUUUACAACUUUUGACUCUGCUUAGUUAGAUGAUUAGAGAAAUGUCAUUGAAAGAUUCAAAAAUGAAGGUGAUAGAGAUAAGAGUGAGUAAGAUAUUUAAGAUAUGUAGGAACUUCACAAUAUUUUAUCAUACAAUGCAGAAAUUUAGUGUCUAAAAAAAAUACAUAUUUUUAAUUUUUAAAAGCACAGACCAAACAAAUAUUUUUAAGAUCAAUUUGAAAGACUUGGAUAGAGUUAUAUUAUAGCACUUAGUGAGUAUAUGAAUAAACAUAAAAAAAGUGAAGAUAUUUUUGAGAACAUUUAUAAAAUAUCAAAAUGUGGAUUUUUGUUUGAGAAUAGAAGAAAAUACCUGUACAACAACAACUUGACUGCUAUUUUAGAUUACGAGCUCCUUAAAAACAUUUAGAUUAACUUUAUUAACGGUUAUUUAUCUUAAUAUUAAAGUAUAGAAUGCAAGAAGAUUUACAAGACUAAGAAUAUUUAAGGUCUCAUUGAUUUAAUAGCAAAUUAAAAUCAUUUAAUUUUCUUUAAGUUUGAUAUAUUCGAAACAUACAAAAAAGAAGAUUUCUUAAAUUAUCUUUUUGCUGCUUCUUAUAUGUAUGUUACUGAUAAAAUUAAUAUAGAAUAAAUUAGUAUAUUUAAUUUUCUAUCUGGGACAAUUCAAUCAAUAGAUUUAAGAGGCUGGGAUUAACAACAGUCUUUUUUCAAUUAAAUUGAAUAAAUCGCAAAAGGCUAAAUACUACAGAAUGUUCAAAAUAACAUCUUGCAAAUAAUAGACUAAGAAGAAGAUAAGGUGUUAAAUAAAGAACAAAAAGAAGAAUUGAAAAAAAUAAUAUUUUAAAGUAAGACUCCAUAAGAGCUUUAAGAAAAUAUUGAAAAUAUAAAAUCAGGUUAAAAAUCAGUUAAUAAAGCUUAAAUGAUUGAUGAAGGGAAUAAAGGUGAAGAAUAAAUUGAGUAAUAAAGAGAUAAUAAAGAUAAUUAAAAUUAAUUAGAUAGAGGUAUGAUAGUUGAAGAAGAUUAUCAUUUAAAACCUUAAGAAUAAAAAGAUAAAAGUUAAUUAAUAGAUUAAAAUUUCAUUGAGCAUAAUAGAUAAGUAAUUGAUUCUUAUGAUCCUUUGAGGAAAAAAAUAUAGUUUGAGGAAUAGAAUCAUCCUGCUAUUUUAUUUAAUGAUAUAUAAAUCGAUGAAAAUAGUAAUUUUUUAAAUAAUGAAUUUGAUAAUAUAGAAAAUCAAAAGAAUUUUAGUUAAAUAAUCAACAAUAAUAAAAUAAAUGAAGAUCACUCAAAAAUGAUUACUGAAUAAUAAUAGGAUUUAUAAUUUAAAUAAGAAGAAGAAUAAGAUAAAAUAAAUCAAAUUUAAGUUACAAAUGUUUAAAAUUAAAAUAAUGAUAUUAAAAUAUAAAAUAUUUAAAAACAACAAUUUAAUUAGAAAAAAACAGAAUUUAAAAGUUCCAUAUAGUAUCAGAAAGAGCUAAGAUAAAAAGAGUUAAUAGAAAGUGAUAAAAGUGAGAAAGUUUUAAAUAAAAUCCAAAAUCUUUAACAAACAUACCUUAAUAUAUUGUAAGACACUUCAAGUGAAACAGUAAGAGAAAAAAAGUGCUCAUUUCUUACUAAAGAGAAUAGUAAAAAUUAAGUUUAAUUUUAACCUUAACAGAUUUAAGAGAGGAAAAAGUAAUUCUACUCUUCGAAUAAUAAUCUAAGCAAAUAAUUUAAUUAAAAAUCAUUUGAACAAAAUACUCUUGAGAACUAAAUUUUUGAGGAGAGCUAUUAAGCAGAACAAGAUUUUGAUUAUUAAAAAUAGCAGAAGAGUGGAAGCAUUCCUGAUUUAGAAGAAGAUGAUAUUUCUAAUAUUUAAUCCUAAGAAGAAGAUAAUAAUUAUAGUUAAAAUUAUAAUUUUUAAAAUCAGAUUAAAGAAAAUAAAAUUAUAUCUUCUAAUUUAUAUAAGAAAAAUGUAUUUAAAGGAUCUAAUAAAAGCCCAAAUAGCAAAUUAAAUUUAAAAUAAGAGAUAAAACUAAAACCAGGAAACAUAACUCCAACUUACAAAGUGAAUUAAAAAUAGUUUGAAAAAAAUAGCCUAAUAAAUUAUAAUUAGAAAUUCAACUCAUAGGAAGAAGAAGACAUAGAUUCAGAUUAAGAUGAUUCUGAUGUUUUAAGAAUUAUAUAAAGAUUAAAAAUUUAAGAAUAGGAAAAGAAAAAGCAUUGA